AAUUAAUUCCUGGCCCUGAAUUAAUAUAAGCUAAGCAAUAAAAUAAUUUUAUUUAGUUGUAUUAAUUAAAGAUGGCGGUGUGGGGUGCCCUAUUUUUAUUGGCUGUAGCUGGGACCACGGUGUACGCCGAUCCCAGUGAGCUCGCUUUCCCUGAAGAGGCAAGAGGGGGAGCUCGUAUCGUAUCAGGAUGGGAGGCACAGAAGGGCCAGUUCCCUCACCAGCUUAGCAUCCGUAUGGUGAACCCAUCUGGAGGAGUGACUUCAUGCGGUGCCUCAAUCAUCCAUUCGGAAUGGGCUGUUACUGCUGCUCACUGCACAGCUACCCGUGUGACCAUUGUUGUUCGUGUUGGUACCGUCAACUUGACUGAGCCGGCUCUCAUCUUCGAGACCACCAAGUACUACAACCAUCCCUUGUACAUCGAAGCUCUUCAGUCUAUUGUACAGCCCAAUGACAUCGGUCUUAUCGAGUUCGGCAGAAAGAUAGAAUUCAACGAUGUUAUCAAGCCCAUCAGAAUCCAACGCUCUUCCGAGAGGAACACCAACUACGGUGGCACCCGUGCUAUCGCCAGCGGUUGGGGACGCACCUGGACUAACGGCAACUCUCCCGAAAACCUAAACUGGGUCUACCUGUCCAUCGUCACUAACUUCGAUUGCUUGGUAGCCUUCGGAGGCAGCUUCAUCAUCCAGGACUCUACUAUCUGCGCCAGCGGUUACAAUGUUACUAGCCAGUCCACUUGCCAGGGUGACAGCGGUGGUCCAUUGACGAUCAUUGAUGACGAUGGUCAACCCACCUUAGUCGGAGUUGCUUCCUUCGUAUCCAGCAGUGGAUGCCAUACUGACUUCCCAGCUGGUUUCAUCCGUCCUGGUCACUACCACUCCUGGUUCACUCAGGUUAGUGGCAUCGACUUUGACUGGGACUGGUCAAAUGUUACCACAACCGAGCCACCAUUCAACGUUACCACCACCGAGCCACCAUUCAACGUUACCACAACCGAGCCACCAUUCAACGUUACCACCACCGAGCCACCAAUUAACGUCACCACCACCGAGCCACCAUUUAACGUUACCACCACCGAACCACCAUUUAACGUCACUACCACCGAGCCACCAUUUAACGUCACCACCACCGAGCCACCAUUUAACGUCACCACCACCACUACUGAACUACCACCCGAUGUGACCUUUACCGAGCCACCAUCCAACGAGACCACAACUACUGCCGCUCCUGACUCUUCAGAAUCCUCGGAAUCUUCGGAAUCUUCGGAAUCGUCUGAAUCUAGUUCGUCAAGCUCUAGUUCUUCUUCCAGUUCUUCUUCCAGCUCAUCUUCCAGCUCAUCCUCUAGCUCUUCAUCAUCUUCUUCCUCUAGUUCAUCCAGCUCUUCAAGCUCAUCAUCUUCCUCUGAAUCCAGUUCCUCGUCUGAAUCUUCAGAUUAAACUACCAGACUGUCUAUUUCAAUUCAAGUCAAUACCAUCACACCUACUUAAUGGAAGAUUAGCUAAAAAUAAAUAAUGUAAACGUUAUCUGUUAUCCAAUAAAUGUUGUAACGUGAUUUUCUUU
Spodoptera exigua (beet armyworm) is the source of this 1557-nucleotide messenger RNA. The record is from the annotation of a GenBank genome assembly. Lineage: Eukaryota; Metazoa; Arthropoda; Insecta; Lepidoptera; Noctuidae.